Cordyceps fumosorosea ARSEF 2679 is the source of this 960-nucleotide messenger RNA. Its product is annotated as nicotinamide-nucleotide adenylyltransferase 2. NCBI's taxonomy places the organism in Eukaryota, Fungi, Ascomycota, Sordariomycetes, Hypocreales, Cordycipitaceae. Gene Ontology annotation, biological process: NAD+ biosynthetic process. The record is from RefSeq and is a predicted model, not a curated record. Gene Ontology annotation, molecular function: nicotinate-nucleotide adenylyltransferase activity; nicotinamide-nucleotide adenylyltransferase activity. The coding region runs from base 1 to 960 and encodes 319 amino acids. The transcript has a single exon.
AUGGACGCCUUGAACACGACGACGACGACGACGAUGACCAACGGCGUGGCCGCGGCGGCCGCCGUCGUCACCAAUGGCACCGCCAUGGCACACAAUGACGACGACCACCACGCUGCCACCACCACCACCACCACCACCACCGCCGCCGCCGAAGCACCAACCACCACCAUGCGCCCGUACACCUUGCCCGUCGACAAGCUGCGGCGGCGGCUGACGCGGCCCGGCAAGACGCCGCUCGUCCUCGUCGCCUGCGGCAGCUUCUCGCCCAUCACGGAGCUGCACGUGCAAAUGUUCGCCAUGGCCGGCCGCCACGUGGCGACCAGCCGCGGGCCGGCCGGCGCCUUCGAGGUGGUCGGCAGCUACCUGAGCCCCGUCAGCGACGCCUACAAGAAGCCGGCGCUCGCCCCCGCCCCCCACCGGCUCGCCAUGUGCGAGCUCGCCGCCGCGGACGCCGACGUCAUGGUCGACCCGUGGGAGGCGCUGCGCUGCGACGCCGCCACGCGCGAGCCCGUCUACACCAGCACCGUCGACGUCCUCCACCACGUCGACGCCGAGGUCAACCGCGACGGGGGCAUCGAGACGCCGGACGGCAUGGGCAAGGUGAGGGCGCGGGUGGCCUUGUUGAUGGGCGCGGACGUGGCGGCGACGAUGGGCGACGCGCGGUUGUGGCCCGUGGCGGACGUGGACGGCAUCCUGGGCCGCUACGGCGCGUUCGUGGUGGAGCGGCCGGCGCAGACGCGCACGGAGGAGGCGCUCGCGCCGCUGCGCCCGCGGUACGACGAGACGCUCUGGGUCGUGCAGGCGUUCGACAACGACGUCAGCUCGACCAAGAUCCGCGCGCAGCUGCGCAGCGGUGAGCGCGUGCUGGACCUGGCGCCGCGCGUGUACGAGUACAUCAAGACGCACGACCUGUACCACGAGGAGACGGGCCACGCCAAGACGAACGGGGUGGUGCAAUGA